This is a messenger RNA of Castor canadensis (American beaver), 1704 nucleotides long. RefSeq names its product zinc finger MYND-type containing 10 (gene Zmynd10). Gene Ontology annotation, biological process: inner dynein arm assembly; motile cilium assembly; outer dynein arm assembly. NCBI's taxonomy places the organism in Eukaryota, Metazoa, Chordata, Mammalia, Rodentia, Castoridae. Gene Ontology annotation, cellular component: cytoplasm; centriolar satellite. The record is from RefSeq and is a predicted model, not a curated record.
GGUUCCAGGCCGCACUGCACAGGCGCCAAGCGAAUCCGUUUCCAUGGCGGCGAGAAUGCACGCGCCACAACCGCCCGGCAACUGUCCCGUCCCAGAUUUCAGCCCCGCCGAAGUCCGUCGUCCGAGAGUGUGUCAACUGCCCGACCCCGACUGCUAUCCGAGAUCAGCUGGAUCUUGGCUCCAACAUGGGCGACUUGGAACUGCUGCUGCCGGGAGAGGCUGAGGUGCUGGUGCGAGGUCUGCGUAGCUUCCAGCUACGGGAGAUGGGCUCCGAACGGUGGAACCAGCAGCAUGAGAACCUGGAGAAGCUGAACAUGCAAGCCAUCCUCGAUGCCACUGUCAGUCAGGGGGAGCCCAUCCAGGAGCUCCUGGUCACCCAUGGGAAGAUUCCUGCGCUGGUGGAAGAGCUGAUUGCAGUGGAGAUGUGGAAGCAGAAGGUGUUCCCUGUACUGUGCAGGCUAGAGGACUUCAAGCCCCAAAACACCUUCCCCAUAUACAUGGUGGUACACCAUGAGGCCUCCAUUGUCAACCUCCUAGAGACAGUGUUCUUCCACAAGGAAGUAUGUGAGUCAGCAGAGGACACCAUCUUGGACCUGGUAGACUACUGCCACCGCAAACUGACACUGCUGGUGGCCCGGAAUGGCCAUGGUGCCCCACUUGAGAAAGAUGGGUCCCUGGACAAUACCCCCAUGCAGGAGCUGCAGAGGCAGGCAGAGAUGAUGGAAUUUGAGAUUUCACUAAAGGCCCUCUCAGUGCUGCGCUACAUCACAGACUGUGUAGACAGCCUUUCCCUAAAUACCUUGAGCCGAAUGCUUAGCACUCACAACCUGCCCUGCCUCCUGGUGGAACUGCUGGAGCACAGUCCCUGGAGCCGGCGGGAAGGAGGCAAGCUACAGCAAUUCGAGGGUGGUCGUUGGCAGACAGUGGCCCCCUCAGAGCAGCAAAAGCUGAGCAAGUUGGAUGGGCAAGUGUGGAUCGCUUUGUAUAACCUGCUGCUAAGCCCUGAGGCCCGGGCCCGCUACUGCCUCACAAACUUUGCUAAGGGACAGCUGCUCAAGCUUCGGGCCUUCCUAACUGACACACUACUUGACCAGUUGCCAAACCUGGCAGACCUGCAGGGUUUCCUGGCUCACUUGGCCCUGGUUGAGACGCAGUUCCCUAAGAAGGACCUGGUGUUGGAACAGAUCCCAGAAAUCUGGGAGCGGCUGGAGCGAGAGAACAAGGGCAAAUGGCAGGCUAUUGCCAAACACCAGCUUAGCCAUGUGUUCAACCCCUCUGAGCAGGAUCUUCGGCUGCAAGCACGACGGUGGGCUGAGACCUACAGGCUGGAUGUGCUGCAGGCAGUGGCUCCAGAGAGGCCACGCUGUGCCUACUGCAGUGCAGAGGCCUCAAAGCGCUGUUCAAGAUGUCAGAGUGAAUGGUAUUGCUGCAGGGAGUGCCAAGUCAAGCACUGGGAGAAGCAUAAAAAGGCUUGUGUCCUGGCAGCCCAGGGUGACAGAGCCAAGUGAAGGCUGCAGCUGCUGAGAGCCAACCAAGGCAACCUACUCAGAAUGUGUCGCUGAACCUCAGAAUCUCCGUCUGGUCCCUGCCAGAUUCCAGUUUCCCUGGUGGUUAGUACAGCUGGGCCAAGUAGAGCUGCUGACCCAUCCCAUCCCCCCUCCCACUAAGCGAGGGCUCCCCACUUCCUGCCCCACCCGAUGAGGC